Molecule: messenger RNA, 794 nt
Organism: Leguminivora glycinivorella
Lineage: Eukaryota; Metazoa; Arthropoda; Insecta; Lepidoptera; Tortricidae
Gene: nau
Product: transcription factor SUM-1
Exons: 4
Coding region: 106-645 (179 amino acids)
Biological process (GO): positive regulation of myoblast differentiation; muscle organ development; regulation of transcription by RNA polymerase II
Molecular function (GO): RNA polymerase II cis-regulatory region sequence-specific DNA binding; protein dimerization activity; DNA-binding transcription factor activity, RNA polymerase II-specific
Source: RefSeq, a predicted model, not a curated record
GCCGCCCGAAAAAAAAAGCGCGCGCGACAACUGUCAAACUAUAACCUCAAAAGCGCGCGGAAAUUAACUGUCAAAAAUUCGAAAUUACAACCUCAAAAUUUAGCCAUGAGUUAUAUUUAUGAUGAAUUUAACAAUAAUUUCCAAGAUUUCCGUUAUUACAAAGAUAAUAAAAGUGAUAAGGAGUGUUGUGUGAAGGAUGAGGGCAAAGACGAGCAUAUACAGCAUGUGUUGGGGCCAAGUCGGAGGUGCUUGGCGUGGGCGUGUAAGGCCUGUAAGAGGAAAACGGCGGCUGUUGAUCGGAGGAAAGCGGCGACGCUUAGAGAGAGACGGAGGCUUAGGAAAGUAAAUGCUGCCUUCGAAGAGCUUCGAAUUCGUGCGAGAGCCGGCAGUGGGAGGUUACCGAAACUGGAAAUACUGAGGGCCGCCAUACAGCAUAUAGAGAGGUUGCAAGCCGCCUUGAGAGCUGCCGCAGCGUUGGAGACAGAAGGCAAGGGCUACAUGGAGCCAGUCGGUGACAGGAGUCCCGCCAGGGAACCCAACUUGGACCGGGAGAAACCUUUCCUUAACAACGAAGGAGGUUGUGGAGUCAACAGUCUAGCACGACUUCGGUGCAUCGUCCAAGCCUUAACUACGAGGGACUCGUGACCGGCAUCCGUAUUAUCCAUAAAUAACCAACCACAAAUUAAAAUUUUGAAAAAACCCCCGACCGCGACAUAGUGGACCGAUUUUCAUGAAACAUUUCUAAGAACACUCCCUACUCAUUCAGCUUUUAAACAAAAAAGUAAAACUAAAUC